Molecule: messenger RNA, 4219 nt
Organism: Cladocopium goreaui
Lineage: Eukaryota; Dinophyceae; Suessiales; Symbiodiniaceae
Source: the annotation of a GenBank genome assembly
GCAUGGAGAUUUGGGUGGUGGCGCUGGUGCCAGCGACUUCUUCGCAGGGACAGAGGCAAAAAUUUGGCACCAGCUCAAGGAGGAGAAGUCUGCGGAAGGAUGUUGGAUGCAGCCGUGCUACAUUUUUCAAGCACCCGAAGUCAUGAAGAAGGUGAUCGGGCCGGAAAUCUUGGCAAAGUUCCAUGAUGGACUUUGCUAUAUGCAUUCGGACUUUGGAGCAGGCCUCUCUGCGAAGACCCUUCAGCAUUUGGGAGUCAGGACGCCAGGUUCCGCCUUGGACGUCCUUCUGACGGUGCUCACUGGCAUGGUGGGCAGCCCCGAGGGCAACGAGGUCUUGUCCGUGGGCUUUGUGCGACAAGUCCUGGCGCUGUGCUACAGCUUGAUGUGGGGCGGCCAUCAGGACGAGGUGCCGGUGAGCGACUCGCUGCGCCUGGAGAAGCUGAAGAAGUUGCGGCUGCUGCCGCUGCAGCGCAGCACGAUCGCGGGACCACCGGGCUUGGUGGACGAUGCCGCGCAGCGUGGGGCGGUGGCGGAGGAGGGGCUGUUCUUGCCCGACAGAAUCCAGCAAAGCUUUCCGCAGGCUUUGCUGGAUUGCUUGGAUCUGAAGAUCGUCUCCCCUGAGCUCUUUGAGGGGAAGGACGGUCAGCUGGUUCGCCGUUUGUUGGACCACUUGGGUCUGCGGCUCUUGUCGCCCGACGCGGUGGUGCUGGAGGGGGUGAUGCCGUUGCUGGAAAAGUUGGGAGAAGCGACGCAUGGAGAACAGGAGGUCCGAACCGUGUCCCUUUGCAUCGCCUACUUGGCCUCCGUUCGCAUGGCGGAGUGUGCUGAGGGCUGGGCGCGGAAGUUCAAACGGCAGACUUUCGAAGAGGCGUUGCAGACCUGGUUGAAGCUUCCGAUCCUCCUGGACGGCCAGCUGCAGCUGCAACCCGUGGCCUCUUCAGUCCCCACACUUCUGUCCAGCACCUUCCACCUGCUGCUGGCCACAGACGCGGAGCAGCGGGGGGAGAGCGACCGCGCGCAGGCGCACAAGGUGCUGGCGGAGGUGGAGACGACCGCAGUGACGGCACCGCAGCUGUUGGAAGCGGCUGAUGAGAUGCAGCUGGCCCCCCGGCAGCUGGCCCAGUUCCUGGCGCAGCACUGCGGUGUGACCAUGGGCGGCUUCCCCGUGCAGCGGCUGCGGCAGAGCCAAACGCUGGGGGAGUUGGGCCGUGAGAAGCCGCAGCUCAAGGAAGUGGCGGAGCAACUGGCGCGGGAUGUGGAUUCCAACAUCUUGGCCCAAACUGUGGACGUCGUCGACUUCGACUCUCGGGCCCUCGCGGCGGCGCUGAACAGCGGAAGUGACGUCCGCAGAUUGCUGGUGGCGUCCUACGUGGUGGAGUUACGUGACCAUCUUGCGGCCAGCCUCACCUUGAAAGCCACAAGCAAGAGCUGUCCAUCAUCCAUCGCGGCUCUCAUGACGAAUUCCAGCUGGGUGCAGGGCAGUGGCAGGAGCUGCAAGCCCUGCCAUGCGCGGUUCCUCUGGGAGGAUGGACAGAUGCCAUCACCGGACUCGAAGCUGACCCCGGAGGUGAAGAGAUUUUUGGAGAAACACCUGGUGUUGGUUGGUGAGGCACCCUGCUGUCAGCUGAGCUUCCGUGAAAUGUUGAAGCAGCUGGGUGCGCAGCAACUUUCUGCCAAGGAUGUUCUUGAACUGCUUCGGGACUGGUCAACGACAAAGUUCGAAAGCACGGAGGGCGAGAUGACCAGCGCCUAUCAGAGCCUGCACUUGCUUCAGCAGCAUCGCAGAUGUCUGGAAGUGGAGGCGGCCUUGAAGGACCAAGAUGAGAAACUGAUCUUUGUGCCGAAUGAGACCAAACUCACCAAGAAGCAACAACUGCAAAGCAACCUGUACCGGGGCGAGUGGCUAUCUCCAUCCGCAUGCUGUGUAAUGGAGGAUCGCCGCGUGAGCAAAAACAUCUUCCUACUCUCGCGGCUUCGAGCGGUCAGGGAAUUGGAGCUGCACUACAGCUCCGCAUUGAAGGAUCCAUUUCUGAAGACCUGCGGCAUCGCGGAGUGGCCCACCGAGAUGCACCGUUUGCACAGCCUGGAGGUGGCGGCUCGGACCAUGGCACAAAACGUGGCGCUCAGGCUAGCAGAGAUUUUGUUGCAGCAGCUCUUCGAGUGGGCCGGGCCAGGACAGGAACGGCGCCAGAACGAGCAGCUGGACCCCCACUACGCGCAGGAACUUCGCCGUGGCUUUGCCAAGUACCACGCCUUGCCCACCAAUCAGGGCUGGAUGGCUUGGCGUUUCGAACAUGAAGGCGAAGAUCCGAUGUCAGUGGAGAUCUUUUUGCCUGAUGUCAGUGGUCGAAACGGUGGCCACAUAGUGUUGGAUCGCUGUCUGAGCCAUUUGUUGCGCCACUUCCAGCAGCUGGGCAUGCGCUCCGCCAGCCACGCGGCCGCGAGUCCGGAACCGAGUCCGGCGCCGAGUCCAGAGCCGAGUCCGGAGGAGGAGAGCCUGGAGGUGGAAGGAGAACAGCAGGAGUCACCUGUGGAAACCAAAUUGCGAGUGGCCAUGGCAUAUUUGCAGUGCUGGCUCCACAAGGUUGACCAAGUCUUGUGCCAUGCUCUAGAUGCACGGGCUGGGCAGCUGUCGAGCAUCCAUAUUUGUGUGGCAGAGAGACUUGCACUGGGAGGUCGAGAGGUCGACGCUCACUUUGCUGAGCUCAUGCUGUACAUGGCGCAGCCUACCGAUGAGACGCGCUUGCGCAUCCUGAGGGCAGCUGUGCAGCAGCUGCUGCUGAAGGCUUUGGCUUUGACGCCACAGCAGGCAGCACUUGCUGAGAAUCUGGGCAUCGAGGUUCUCACUCGCUUGACUGAGAGUCAAAAGCCUGGGCUGGCAGCCCAGCGAGUGCUACAACACUUUGGCUUUGAUGAUUCGGAUCCAGCCCAGCUUCCACUGACCUGGUGGUUUCACCUGCCCCCCUUGGAGCUGGAAGAUCCAGAACCUACGCUGGCACGCGGCUCCGCUGGGGGCCCUAGCGCCAUUGCUCGCCAGCCUGGUCCCAAUGGAUGGAUUGCGAAAGGCGGUUCUGGAGCACCUGCGAUGGGCCAUAGCCACGGCCUAAGCCAUGCUCCCAUGGCACCCCAAGCAGCUGAAGAAGGCGACCCGUGGGCCAACUGGGUGGGUCUGUCCGCGGAGCACGCCCCACUGUUGCGCGAAGCUGUGACAUUGGCACGGAGAGCGGGACGCCCACAUGAGGGAUUGGAGGCCUAUGCCGAUGAGCUUGAAGCUUUCGCCCGCUGCGGUGCCUCUGGUGGCCACAGUGGCCAUGCUUCAGGCAGCGGUGAAGCCCAUGGCCAGGGUGGCCUUGGUGGCAGCGGUGCCCAGUGGGCCGAACGAAGGGCUCGAGAGGUGGAGGACUUUCUUGCAGGCCUGGGCCCGGAUGAUGCCAACAGUGCCGUUUUCCACCAGCUCCGCAUCCAUUCCGCCCAGCUGCGUGCCCUGGCGGCCCCGGGCGCCCUGCCUGAGGCCAACCUGCCACCAGCCGCCGAAGCGGCCGCAGCAGCGGCAAAUGCGACCGCGGAAGCAACCUUCCUGGCAUUUGAGGGCGACUUCCACCUUCAGCAGGGGUACGCCGUGGAUGAGAUGGAGGCAUUGGAGGAGGAUGCUCCCAACGACCGGGCGUUUCCCACCACAGGACGUCUAUCCCCAGAAGAGGAGCGACAGGUGGCCGAGUGGGGCGAGGAAUGGGUCUUCAAGACGUUGGUCCGGAAGUAUCGAGAGCGACCCGAUGUGCGAGUCCAAUGGCUGAAUCAGCAAAAUGAGCAGUUCGACUUCUACGACAUCGCCCUUCAGUUCCCGCACGGUCGACAGGAAUUCUAUGAAGUGAAGACCACCGUGACAACAGACAAGCGCUUGUUGGAGGUGUCAGAGAAGCAAGUGCUUGAGGCGUCCAAAUUGAAAGAUCGUUUCAACAUCGUUCGUGUCUUCGGGGCUGGCAACAUCGGCUGUGCCCGGAUGUUGCUGGUGCCCAAUCCGUCGGAGAAGUGUCGACGAAAGGCUGCCACGGGUAGCUGGGCGAUGCAGUGCAUCAAACAUGAGAAACAUGGGGAUUUAAUGACAUUUAAUGAUAUUGAAUUGAAUAUGUUUUUUUUUUCUCUGGGAUCUCGAAGCGCCAAUUUUUGGGAGAAUGUGAUAGUGCUCAAAGCCCUUAUUGAUCAGCCCAAUCAUCCAUGA